CCGCUGUUUGUGCAAUCAGAUUUGACAAGGCCGCGACCAAGCCUUUCGCACCCCUAAUUGCACAUUCCUUGUCUGCAAGUUUCAUCUUUGUGCAGUCAAAUCCUCAACAGAAGCUUUCUUCGCGAUAUCAAGCUCGCAAUGCUUUGCGCUUUGCCAUUGGUGCACCUAAAAGCGCCAAGGCCUUCCUUGCAUCACCUUGCCCAAAAGAUUGAUGAAAAGCAUUCGGAAAGAGGGCGUAUUGCCAUUGGGAGACCGAUAUCCAUUAUGCACUUGACGCGUUCUUAGACAGCCAAAAGCAAAACUUCGUUCCUCGCAAACUCUGUUCUUGCAAGAUAUUGCUCAAAAGGAGGGCAUUACAUUGAGGAUCCCCAGGUCUGGGUCAAAUUAGAUCUGAAUCCAGGAUUUCUUAGACCCUAGACUCCACCUGAGAGGUGCUCUGAGCACAACCUGUCAGUCUGGUUGUUAUAAGUUGCUCGCCUCGGUAUGGGGUUGGGUCUGCAAGAUCUUGAGAAGGAAGACGACUUUGAGGAAACAGAAAACUUCAACUAUAGAAAAGAAAGUGUCCUCGAUGCGAUACGGAGUCGGGGGGGCUGGCUUGUGUUCUUCUUCCUGGGCCUCGUGGUUGCCGCGUUUGUAAUCGAGGAGUUUCACGACAUCCUGCGGCGGGAAGUGGAGCUCAGCUACUUCGUGCCCCUCCUCAUUGGUCAUGGCGGCAACACUGGGUCACAGGCUGUGGCCAGUGUUAUUCGAGCAAUGGCAAUGGGCCACGUGUCCCCCGUUGAUUUGCCGUACGUGCUGCGAAAAGAGGCCAUCACUGGGUGCAUGAUCGGGAUGCUGCUGGGGGUGGUCAUCUUUAUGGUGUCGUUCAUGUGGUCCGGGCUCUCUGUCAUGGUCGGUUUGACGGUCGCCAUCUCGCUUCCUGUCGUCUCUCUUUGGGCCAACGCUCUGGGCGGGCUCUUUCCUCUGCUUGCGGUCAAGUUCGGGUACAAUCCUGCUGUCACAAGCGCCCCGCUCAUGACGACUGUGGUAGAUUCUUCGGGUCUGAUUAUCUACUUUUACAUCGCUCGGUGGAUGCUGCCCGGCUCUAUACAAGCUGUCGUUGACCCUUAGUGCUCACUAUCGCUUCAUGUAAAACGUCACUGACGGAGCCCACAGCAUCAGAAUAGGGGAUGUACGAACAUGACCGAACUGAAGGGGUACUAACCUCAUGCACUGUUCUUUGCUGCCAAGUCUGGGGUCGGAAGAGCUAGCAAGAUAGUAAUUUCUGAAUCGACCAUGUUGGCAUUAGGAGUAAGAAGUUUAUGGCAAGCCGCGACAAUCUGAUUCGAACAAGUCGGUGUAGGUAUAUGUAUGUAGUGGUUGUCCUGUAGGACAGUGGGGAUCUAAGGUGGGCCCGUGUUGGAUCACCAGAAACGUGACUGGCAAGUUUUUCGAGUCAGCUGCGGUUGAAGAGUUACUUGCACCAAGAGAAGCCGCCACUGCCACAAACCGUUAUAUAACCAUUGUUCGGAGACUUGGAGCCUGUACAACGAUCAGGUUUGAGUAGGUCGAAACUGCAAGUUCAGCGGAUUUUGUGACUGCAACGUCGCAAAAUUGCCAGCAUGGUGCCCAUGCCACUAGGAGAUGCUUUAAUUGCCGGUUAAAGAUUCAGCCUGGCGCUUAGUACUCAUGCCCAAAGGUACCAGGCUGUACGUCCACAAUCAAGAUUCAACAGGUCAUGUCAGACCCU
Molecule: messenger RNA, 1729 nt
Organism: Klebsormidium nitens
Lineage: Eukaryota; Viridiplantae; Streptophyta; Klebsormidiophyceae; Klebsormidiales; Klebsormidiaceae
Source: the annotation of a GenBank genome assembly